Molecule: messenger RNA, 1441 nt
Organism: Lactuca sativa (garden lettuce)
Lineage: Eukaryota; Viridiplantae; Streptophyta; Magnoliopsida; Asterales; Asteraceae
Product: methionine aminopeptidase 1D, chloroplastic/mitochondrial
Biological process (GO): proteolysis
Cellular component (GO): chloroplast
Molecular function (GO): metalloaminopeptidase activity
Source: RefSeq, a predicted model, not a curated record
AAACCAAAUCUUUCCAAAUAAAACUAGCUACUAAAUACUAGUAAAUACGUACUUAUGUAGUAGUAGCAGUUUAUGCGAUUCGCUCGAAAACAAAGGCUCGUGGAAUUUGUGGCGGACAUCAGUGGAUAAGAGGCAGAGGCGGAGGCGGCGGGGAGGAGGAGUGGCCUGGAUAAUACUCCGAAGAAAUGGUAGGCGCCGCCGCGGCGACACUUCGACCACGUCUGCUCUCACCGUUUGUCGGAAACUGUUCCUAUCACCAAUCAAAGCAACCCCUACAUCAUCUCUUUCGCCACAACCCAGGUCAUAAACAUAUAUCUAUGCGAUUAUCAAGAACAUUCACUGGAAUAACAAAUCUUUUAUUCAACAGAAGUAAUAGAAAUACAGAUGAAUUCCAAGACAUGACACAAAAACGUUUAAAACCAGGAAAAUUGUCCCCUAAACGCCUUGUUCCUGAUCAUAUACGAAAGCCUCCUUAUGUUGAUUCCAUGAAGCCACCUGGAAUUAGUAGUGGACCUCAAAUUCAUGAUGAAAAGGGUAUAGAAUGUAUGAGAGCAGCUGGGAAUCUUGCUGCACGAGUUCUUCAGUAUGCCGGGACAUUAGUAAAGCCAGGUAUUACAACAGAUGCAAUUGAUGAAGAAGUUCACAAGAUGAUUAUUGAUAAUGGAGCAUACCCUUCACCUCUUGGUUAUGGUGGAUUUCCAAAAAGUGUAUGCACUUCGGUAAAUGAAUGUAUUUGCCAUGGGAUCCCUGAUUCACGUGAACUUGAGGAUGGUGAUAUUAUCAACAUAGAUGUUACUGUCUAUCUCAAUGGUUACCAUGGUGACACAUCAGCAACAUUCUUUUGUGGAGAUGUUGACGAAAAGGCGAAAAACCUUGUGCAGGUAACUAAAGAAAGCCUAUACAAAGCAAUAUCAGUAUGUGCACCAGGAGUUGAGUUCAACAAAAUUGGCAAAAUCAUAAAUGACUAUGCAAAUGAACAUCGUUACGGUGUUGUGGAACAAUUUGUUGGUCAUGGGGUCGGGCGCGUAUUCCACAGUGACCCAGUUAUUCUACACUACAGGAACAAUGAACGUGGACGCAUGUUAUUGAAUCAAACAUUCACCAUUGACAAACAUCAGUAUCCGGUAUCUGUAUCUGAGUCUGGAUGUGUAUUUGGCAGAACCGAUGUUGACAAUGGGUAGCAUACACCCGAUAAUGUGGGAUGAUAAUUGGACAGUUGUGACAGAGGAUGGAAGUUUAUCGGCACAAUUUGAGCACACACUUUUGAUAACCGAAAAUGGUGUUGAGAUACUAACACAAUGUUAAUUGUAUUUGUGGGAUAAUAAAUUAAUAAUCACAAUCAUUUCUUUAAACGUUAUUCAUCAUAUAUUGUUUGUUUUAAUGUUUGUAAGAGAACGAUUUGUAUAUAUUAUGUAAUUUAUAUAAACAUCGUGUUAUUUAA